GGCGCGGCGGGUUGGGCUUCCGCUCCCGGCAUCCUCCGCGCCUUCGGCCUUGACAUAAGCGCUGGGCCUGAGGCCCUGCGGGACGUUGCGGGGGUCGGUGCGGGCGGGAGCGGCCGCACGAGGCUCCGGGGAAAAUGGCAAAAAGCUUAAGGAGCAAGUGGAAAAGGAAGAUGCGAGCAGAAAAAAGGAAAAAGAAUGCCCCGAAGGAGCUCAUUCGCCUAAAGAAUAUUCUAAAAACAGAUGGCGAUGUUUUAAUGAAAGAGGUGGAUGAGAUAGCAACCGUGGUGAAGCCCAAACACAUCACAGAAAAAGGAGACUCUGUAAUGAAAGAGCCAGAGGGUGUCUGCAAGAUGGAAACGGAUAAUAAAAGAAAUAAAAAGAGUCUCCUAGACCAGCAUGGACAGUACCCGAUUUGGAUGAAUCCCAGACAGAGGAAGAGGCUGAAAGCAAAACGGGAAAAGGGCAAAGGCAAAAAAAAGGCACCAAAGGGUUUGGCAUGGUAGAACCUCUAGAAGAAGAGGAAAUCUCCUAGGGGUGGUAUGUCAGUCUUUUUUAAAAAAAAAAAAAAAAAAAAAGAAUGUAACUUGAUUGGAGCAGAGGUGAUUUUAAAUUUUGACUCAGCCUUUUACUUGAACAUGAAUUCAACAUAUUGGAUUUGAGGGUUCUGAGUUACAGGUGCACUGUCUUGUGUGAAAAGCUGAUUUGGAUUAUGGUAACACACCUGUCUCAACAAAUGCCAUUUUAAUUGUAUAGGGAUUUCAUGCUUUUCCAGUUUGGUAACUCCAUGCCAUUUUCUCUGCAGUUUUAACUUUUAAAAUAUUCCUAAUUUCAAAAGAGAGAUGUCAGAUUUCAAGGAGAUGACAUGCCAUAUUAUGAGUUUCUCAGACAGCGAUGUUAAAUGCUGUUUUGCUCUUCCUGCUUACUACUAAAAUCUCACUUGAACUACACUGCACAA
Ornithorhynchus anatinus (platypus) is the source of this 955-nucleotide messenger RNA. It is a transcript of the gene LLPH, whose product is annotated as LLP homolog, long-term synaptic facilitation factor. The transcript has 3 exons. The record is from RefSeq and is a predicted model, not a curated record. Gene Ontology annotation, biological process: dendrite extension. Gene Ontology annotation, cellular component: nucleolus. Bases 135 to 503 code for a protein of 122 amino acids. Lineage: Eukaryota; Metazoa; Chordata; Mammalia; Monotremata; Ornithorhynchidae. Gene Ontology annotation, molecular function: RNA binding.